Eriocheir sinensis (Chinese mitten crab) is the source of this 3614-nucleotide messenger RNA. Its product is annotated as E3 ubiquitin-protein ligase RNF14-like. The record is from RefSeq and is a predicted model, not a curated record. Gene Ontology annotation, biological process: protein polyubiquitination; positive regulation of proteasomal ubiquitin-dependent protein catabolic process; ubiquitin-dependent protein catabolic process. NCBI's taxonomy places the organism in Eukaryota, Metazoa, Arthropoda, Malacostraca, Decapoda, Varunidae. The transcript is spliced from 7 exons. Gene Ontology annotation, cellular component: ubiquitin ligase complex; cytoplasm. Gene Ontology annotation, molecular function: ubiquitin conjugating enzyme binding; zinc ion binding; ubiquitin protein ligase activity. Bases 398 to 1933 code for a protein of 511 amino acids.
CUUGUGCAUUUCUUCCCCUGAAAAUUAAAUAAAGCCAAUGUUGCGUGCUCUGGUGCAAUGGACAGCUGAGUAAAACUGGACAACGUUGUGAAAUAAGAAAAGAAUGUGGAUCCCCGGUGUGCAUGGUGUCAUCUGCCAUCCAGUAUCAUGAGACAUCCCAUCCGGCGAGACGAGUCAGCUGAUCGAGGUGCCAGACAGACAUAAACAAGCUGGUGUGCUUGAGGCUGCAUGACCCGUCCUCCACCCGCGGGUUACCGUUGCCCUUACCGUUGAUGAGGUUUCAGGCCUCUCUCCACUGCUAGUAUAGCGCUCAGCGAGGGCCGUCAAUAAUUACGAUGUUAUCCUCGAUAAUAAUCCUCGGUGCACUUAAUUCAAAACGUCGAAGUGAAACUGGAACAUGUCCCUUGAUGCUGAAGCUCAGGAGGAUGAGCUCCUUGCCCUGGCCAGCAUUUAUGAGGAGAGCUUCACAGCCAGCCAGGUGGAGGUGGAGGGGGCAGAGGCGGGAGGUGGCGACCGGGCCCAGGGGGGGGUCCUCGCCAUCCACCUAGACCUGCCCCCAGACUUCACCCUCCUCUCUAGGCUCACCAAAGACACAGGUGAGGUGGAGGAAGAGAGGUACCAAGUGGAGUACCUUCCCCCCAUCCACCUCCACUUCACCUUCCCAGCCACCUACCCGUCCCAGCACCCACCUUGCUUCAUGCUCUCCUGCAAGUGGCUCAACAGGGCGCAGCUGACUAAGCUGCGCCAGAAGCUGGAUUCCUUGUGGGAGGAGAACGAGGGCUCGGUGAUCACCUUCACUUGGGCUCAGUUCCUGAAGGAGGAGGCCAUGGACUACUUAUACCUCACCGACACACUAGACCUGGACUCUAUUAAGCCCAGCUGUGUGUUUCCCAGCAUGCCAAACACCUGUGGCCUUGUGACGGACGUGAGCCAAGAGCAUUGCGGUGCUGCCUGUGACCCCUGUGGCGAGGAUUGUGAUAUUAGUGAUAGUUGUACUAGCAAUAGUGACGGUGCUACGGCGGGCAUGAGUGUAGUGGUUAACGGACAGAGUGGCUAUGACAGCAGGGCAGUGCAAGACAUUGGACCCAAAACAAAAGUGCUGCACCUGCUGAAGGAAUACAAUGAGGACACACGAAGGAAAGUGUUCAAGUCAAAGAUGUUUGAGUGCAAGGUGUGUUUCCUGGACAAGCUGGGAGCCAACUGCCUCGAGUUCUGGCCCUGCAGGCACGUGUACUGCAAGGACUGCAUGGCCUCUUUCUUCUCGGUCCAGAUCAGCGAAGGCAACAUCAAGUUCCUCAGGUGCCCGGAGGAAAAGUGUGAUUCCGAAGCCAACCCAAAACAAGUUCAGGAGGUUGUUUCAGUAGACCUGUACAAUCGCUGGGAUGAAAUGCUGCUCAAUUCAACCCUGUCAUCCCUGGGUGACAUUCAGCCGUGUCCUCGCAUCCACUGCCAGUACCCAGUCGCUGUCGAGGAGAGGAGGGGCCAGUGUCCUUCAUGCAAGUUUGUCUUCUGUGGAAUCUGCUGCUUUAGUUGGCAUGGUGUUAACCCUUGCCGCCUGAGGCACAGCGAGUCUAAGAAAAUCAUGGAAAUCUACAUCAACGGCACCGAAGACGAAAAGAAGGUUCUCGAGAAUCAGUACGGCAAGAAAUAUCUGUGCGGUCUGAGGGACGAAUUCCUUUCACUUUGCUACUUGGAAGAGAAUUCGAAGAGGUGUCCCAAAUGCCUUAUUAAGAUAGAGAAACGCGAUGGCUGCAACAAGAUGACCUGCCAGCACUGCAGCAUCAACUUCUGCUGGCUGUGUAUGAUGAUCCUGAACCUCAGAGACCCUUACAGCCACUUCAGUGACCGCAACUUUCCGUGCUACAACCAGCUCUUCCACGGAGCGUACCAGGACAACGAGGAUUACAUGUCAGAGGAGGAGGAUGAGGUUUGAGGUGCUAGAAACAAGGAAAGAGAUGUCUAUACUCUGUUCAUGUUAGUGUCAAAUAUUAUCCUUCCUUACCCAUGCCAGCCCAGUGACCAGAUGACCAAUUUUUGUUUUAAUUAUAUGGCAGGACAGAGCUGUUCAUUUCCUCUCAGUGCUGUGUGGGAAAUGUCUUGAACUACAUUUGGUUCAGUUGAAGUUUUCUGAAUAUGAACAUGGAGUACAUAAGGUGUGUCGUGUGUCUUGUGUGGUGGUGUCCUGUAAAGUGUGGCGAGGCAGAGCUGCGUAGUCGUAGUCACCAAACUCUGUCGAUAAAGGAAAGGCGACAGUAUUCUUUUUCUUGAAAAAUAUAACAAUUUUUGUGUACAUAGUCACUCUGAUGGAAUAUAGGAGAUUUAUUUUUCAUAAUAAACUAUUUCAUUUGUGGUGAUGUCUGCAUAAUACUUUAUCUAAAAAGUAGUUUAAAAAAAAUAAUUCAUUCAUGUUCUUUCUAUUUGUGAAGGCAACUGAUGAUGAAUGUUUGGUUAACUUGAUAUAUUAUUAAUGAUACUGGGUAUAUAUUAGCAGCUUACUUCUCUAUGCAAUGGGGUAAUUAUAUUUUGUAUGUGUGACAUUAUUUUUAAUAGCAAGGAUGAAGUGAGGGCUGGUAGUAUCGAAGAGUUGGGUGAAGUUCAGAGUUAAGUGAAGUUUGAGUAUAUUUUUAGAGUUUUAUUCAGAAUUUGGUGAAGUUUUGGCACUUUUUUUUUUAAGAGUUUGGUUUAGAACAAGGGAUGCUUUGGUUCGGCGUGCCCUUAAUAGGACUCUAGAAGGCACUCCUGCGGAAUAUACUUAUAAUUAUAUCAAGGGCAGACUAAAACUCUACACACAGAGCUCAAUUGACUCUGACAUUGCCAGCUGCUAUGAGAGGGGUAGUCCAAGCUCUAUCCACUAUGUCCAUGUUUCACAAGACACCAAUGCCACCUACGGUAGAAAGAGUGCCUUAUAUGAUCUUGUUGUAAUGCGUCUUAAACUAGGGUAUAAAUACUACUGGGAGGUGAGUGAUGCCCCACCCAAGUCUUGUGCUCUGUGCGCCAGGCCGGGAGGUCACACUCUACAACAUUAUGCCCUUGAGUGUCCUGCCAUAGCCUGUUACCAUCCACAGGGUUUAAGUGAUGUGCCUUCCCUUGUUGCCUGGUUCAUUAAUCAUAACGUACAUUGUAGCUGCCAUUAUUAAAGAGUACCCAAAGUUUGCUGCCAGGUGAUAAUCUAGGUAACUGCAUGUGUACCUACUCAGGAAUAUUAUCAGUAUUUACAUUCUAAUUCCUUUUUCUGUUAACUAACCUCAACUUGUGUUUAUAUUUUUGUACAAUGCAAUUUUUUUUUUUUUUUUAACUAGCCUAGUCAGGGGUUUGUCUGCAAGACCAGCCGUCCCCCUUUUUGUAUUUUACAACAAUAAAUAUUUCAAUUCAAUUCAAAUAGAGUUUGGUUUAGAAUUUAAUAAAGCAAUGGAGGAUAUUUUUAGAGUUUAGAAUUUAAUGAAGUUGUGGAGCAAUUUUUUAGAGUUUGGUUCAGAAUCCAAUGAAGUAAUGGAACUUUUUUUUUAGUUUAGAAUUUAAUAAAGUACUGGAGCAAUUUUUUUAGAGUUUAGUUAAGAAUUUUGUGAAGUUUAGGAGGAAGUAAUGAAGUGAGGACAGAAUUAGAGGCCAUGGCA